GCAGCUGCCGGUGCCGCCGAGCAGAGCUGCGGCCGUCCUCCGCCUCUCUCCCUUCCCUCGGCGGGGCGAUGGGAGCGGGGCCGGUCUGCAUCUGCCUCUGCCUGCUCUGGGCGCUGGCUGCCCGGGCGAGCGGCGAGACGGAGCUGCGGCUGCAGCGGGGCAUGCCAAAUGUCUGUCCAGUGUUUGAGUUGGCACUGGUAGGCCACCACCAGCCAUGCAUUCAAGCCUUCAGUCGUAUGGUCAAGAUGUGGAAACAAGGCUGCACGAAGAGGAGAUGGUGCAUGGGGUAUGAGAGAAGGUCUGGCUACUACACAGUUUACAAGCAAGUGUACAAAAUGGAGCAUCAGACUGUCUACAAGUGCUGCCCUGGCUGGGUCCAACGUGACAAUGAACCUGGCUGUUUGCACUUGCUGUGCUCUAUUGGCACUUGCUUCAAUGGAGGGAAAUGUUCUGAAGGCGGAUCCCAGGUGUGCCAGUGUCCUGCAGGAUUCCAGGGUCCCCGUUGCCAGUAUGAUGUGAACGAAUGUUCCACUGAGAACGGUGGCUGCCAGGACCAGUGCUGUAACACUAUUGGCAGCUACCACUGCAAGUGUCCAGCUGGCCAGAAACUGGAGGGAGAUGGAAAAUCAUGUGGAGAUGUGGAUGAGUGCACCAUGGUGAAUGGUGGCUGCCAGCAGAGUUGUGUCAACACCCAUGGCUCCUUCUACUGCCAGUGCCAGGCGGGAUUCAGGCUGCACGCCGAUGGGCGCACGUGCAUAGCCAUCAAUUCCUGCAGUGUUAACAAGGGAGGCUGUGAGCAGGAAUGCCUUCAGCUCAGCGAAGACCGCUACAAGUGCCAGUGCCAGCCAGGCUACCAGUUGAAGAGGGAUGCCAAGUCCUGUGAAGACAUUGAUGAGUGUGCAGAAGGGAGAGCCAGGUGUGCUCAUCGUUGUGUGAACUCCCUGGGAUCCUUCACCUGUGUCUGUAAUCCAGGCUUCGAGCUGGGCGCUGAUGGAAAGCAGUGCUACCGCAUCGAAAUGGAAAUUGUCGACAGCUGCCAGGACAGCAACGGGGGCUGCUCCCACCGCUGCCAGCACACCACGGCGGGGCCGCGCUGCUCCUGCGACGAGGGCUACCGCCUCGACUCCGACGGCAGGACCUGCGCAGAGGUGGAUGAGUGUGAGACUGGAGAGUCCUGCUGCUCCCAAUUCUGCAUCAACUACGCAGGGGGCUACGAAUGUGCCUGCAAAGCAGGGUUCCAGCCCAGUGCCGACGGCUGCAGCUGUGACGAUGUGGAUGAAUGUCAUCUUGAUAAUGGCAGCUGUGACCACUUCUGUGUUAAUUCUCUGGGGUCCUAUGAGUGUGCCUGUAAGGAGGGUUACAGGCUUGGUGGCAACAGACGGUCCUGCAUCGACCUAGGUGAGGAAGAGGUGGAUGUGGAGGAAGCCAUGGGGUUUGCUGGAACUCCAGGGCUGCAGUUCAGAGGUCCCCCCCAGCUCCUUCACUACGCACUUGGUGCCCUCUACGAGGAUGAAGACCCACGAGGAGAGCUCACCCUGGUGCACAGGGUCGUUUGCCUGGAUAAGAUGUUUGGCAAUGACUGUAGCUUGAGCUGUGAGGAUUGCCUGAAUGGAGGCAGCUGUAACAGCGAACGCAGCGGCUGUGUUUGCACACCCGGGUGGACCGGCAUAAUCUGCAACGAAACUUGCUCCCCUGGGACAUAUGGCAGAGGCUGUGCCAGCAUUUGCAAGUGCCAGAAUGGAGGCUCCUGUGACCCCAUCACGGGGCAGUGCCACUGCCCGCCCGGCGUGCAUGGCAAGCUUUGUGAAGAUGGUUGUCCAAAAGGAUUCUUUGGGAAGAACUGUAACAAACCAUGCAACUGUGCCAACAAUGGCUACUGCCACAGACUUUAUGGAGCCUGCCUGUGUGACCCUGGGCUCUAUGGGCGCUUCUGUCACCUCACCUGUCCCAGGUGGGCUUUCGGAGCUGGCUGCUCAGAGGAGUGUCAGUGCGUGAAGGAGCACACGCUGGAGUGCAGCGCCAGGAACGGGACCUGCACCUGCAAGCCUGGUUAUCAUGGCAAGAAGUGUCACAAAGAGUGCAUGCCUGGCUUUUAUGGAGCUGGUUGCAAGCUGAGGUGCAGCUGUCCUGAUGCCUUAUGUGAUCAUGAGACAGGAGCCUGCAAGCAUCCGUGUCCACCUGGGUUUCAUGGAGAAAAAUGCCAUUUGUCUUGUCAGCCCGGGAGCUUUGGGGUGAACUGCCAGCAGAAAUGCAGCUGUGGAGAGGCACCGUGCCACCCAAAGACAGGGCAGUGUGUUUGCCCAGCUGGGAAGACUGGCCCUGCAUGUGAGCAAGCCUGCCCUGAUGGAUACUAUGGAGAGAACUGCCUGCUGUUAUGCAGCUGUGGCAGCAGUGCUCAAUGUCACCAUGUCACCGGAGAGUGCAUAUGUCCCCCUGGCUGGACCGGCCACAACUGCCAACAGCCCUGCAGUAGUGGCCAUUGGGGACAGCACUGUGAAAACUCCUGCGUGUGCCACAACGGUGACGGUAGCUGCGACCCAGUCACUGGCUCCUGCUUCUGUGAGCCAGGAUUCACUGGGAAACACUGUGAACAGAGAUGCCCUGAGGGAAGCUUUGGCCCAAGCUGCGAGGGCAGCUGUCAGUGCCAGAACGGAGCUGCCUGUGACCAUGUGAGUGGAGCCUGCACUUGCACGGCAGGAUGGACAGGAACCUUUUGUGGAAGAGCUUGUCCAGAUGGAUUCUUUGGGCUCGACUGCCACCAGGUGUGCAAGUGCAAGAAUGCUGCUGGCUGUGAUCACGUCCUGGGAAGGUGCCGCUGCCUCCCUGGCUGGCUGGGAGAGACCUGCGAGCAGCCUUGUCCUCAUGGAUGGUAUGGUGCAAACUGUCAGCAGCGCUGCGCCUGCCAGGGCCAGGCACUGUGUAACAGCCAGACGGGCAAGUGUUGGUGUCCCCCGGGCUGGACAGGGAUAGCCUGUGAGCUGGAGUGUGGUGAUGGGAUGUUUGGAGAGGGCUGUGAGCAGAACUGUAGCUGUCAUCAUGGAGUUUGUGACCAGCACUCAGGGAAAUGCAUCUGCCACAACGGCUGGACAGGGGAGCGCUGCGAUGUUGGCUGUCGCCCAGGAUUUUUUGGUGAGCGGUGCGAGGAGCAAUGUGACUGCAUGCAUGGCUCAUCCUGCCACCAUCAAACUGGAGCGUGCCACUGUGCAAAGGGCUGGCGAGGGAGGCACUGUGACAAACCUUGCUUGCCUGGUCGCUAUGGCACAGGCUGUGCCCAGCGGUGCCGGUGUCCUGCUGGUGUCCCCUGCCACCACCUGACAGGCCAGUGUGGCUGUCCUCCAGGAUUCACUGGCUAUGGCUGCCAAAAAACCUGUCCACCGGGCACGUAUGGUAAGAGCUGUAACCGAGUGUGUCAGUGCUCUGCUGAGAAUGAAGAGUGUCACCCAGUGACUGGCAUCUGUGCGUGCCGCCCAGGGUACCACGGGGACCGCUGCCACCUCCCCUGUCCAAAAGGUACUUAUGGCUCAAACUGCCAACAGCUCUGCAAGUGCAUGAACGGAGCCCGCUGUGACCCCGCGGUGGGGACUUGUGAUUGCGUGCCUGGUUUCAUUGGAGCCGACUGCAGUCAAACUUGUCCUGAAAGCCGAUAUGGGAAGGACUGCAGCCUGUUCUGUGCCUGUGGUAAAGGUCAGUGUGACCCACGGACUGGCAAGUGUACCUGUCCUCCUGGCCAAAUGGGACCCAGCUGUCAGCAAGUGUGUCCCCAGGGACAAUAUGGCCCCAACUGCCAGCUAACCUGUACCUGUCAGAACGGUGGCAUCUGUGACCACGUGGAUGGCAACUGCACCUGCGGGCUUGGCUGGACAGGAAGAUGGUGUGAGAAAGAAUGUCUCCCAGGGAAGUAUGGGUCAGGCUGCAGCUUGGACUGCUCAUGCCAGCACAAUGGCACCUGCGACAGAUUCACAGGCUGCUGCCAGUGCCCCGAGGGUUUCUAUGGCCACUCCUGCGAGCACACAUGUCCCCUUGGAUUUUAUGGGCUCAGCUGUCUUCAUGUGUGUGCCUGUGAAAACGGAGCGAGCUGCGACGUGGUGACGGGACAGUGCGUUUGUCCUUUGGGUUAUCAAGGUGUCCACUGUGAAAAAGGCUGUGACAAGGGAUGGUUUGGGGAGAGAUGCCAGCACCGCUGUGACUGUGGGGAUGCUCCUUGUGAUCCAGAAACUGGGAAGUGCCUUUGCCCGCCUGGGAAGACUGGAGACAAAUGUGACAUUGAGUGCAGGUCGGAUAGGUACGGCCCCGACUGCUCCCUGCGAUGCCAGUGUGCCAGCAAAUCCCAGUGCAAUCCGUACAAUGGCAACUGUGUGUGCCCAGCCACCUGGAUGGGGCCUACCUGCAAAGAAGGUGGCCCUCCAAAGCUUCCUUUUUAUGAAGAGCAAACUCAAGAAAGAGGGAACAUUUUUCCAAGAGCUCUACAACAGUAACAUUUGGACUAAUAAAUGAACUGUUUUAUAUGCACAGACGGUAUUUGAAUUUGGAUAUGAGAGCAGCUCUCCAAGUCAGCUUGAAUCGUGCUGAAGCAUUCACACUUCUUAUGGAAGACUACAGAGGCCAUUUAGUAGCUGGAUCCUUUUAAAACCUUGAAUCUGUUUCAUGUUUUUAUCCUCAGCCUCUUACCCUUCCAUUAAUCUGCUCUGGACAUUCUUUCUGACAUAUGCUAUAAUUGUUUGAAGAUUUGGCUAUGAUUUUAAUAAGAUCAGCUCCCAAGAGGAUCAGGAUGUGUAAUAUAUCAGCCUGCAGUGGCCAUGUGUAAGUGACUUGCUAAACCCACUCAGUCACCAGCCUGAAGUUUAAUGAGUGUGCCACAGUUUAUGAAGCCAAUAUAGAUUCACUGAAAGAGCACAGUCCACAGAAACUGGUGGGAGUCAGCAAGUGAAUUCCUCAUGUGUCCUAAAAAAAUUCAUUUGGUCUUGCAGCUGAAGAAGAAUCUGCCACAGUCUUCAAUAAGUCAUUAAUGAGUUGAAGAAUAUGUACUGCAUUUCUAGUGCAGGUGGACUGAUUGGAAGGUCUCCGCUUGUAUCUUGAUUAUGUCUGAAUCCAUCUUCCAAAGAGCAUGGUGUCAUCUGUCAGAGACCUUUCUGGCUUUCUACAUUCUCCCAUCUGCCCGUUGAGUAUAUCUCAGGAUUUGUCAAGUCAAACUAUGCAGCAGUUCUCAGAGAAUCAUAGAAUCAGUCAGAGUUGGAAGGGAAAAGGACCACAAGGAUCAGCUAGUUCCAACCUCCCUGCCCAUGGGCAGGGUCACCCUACCCUAGAGCAGGCUGGCCACAGUCUCAUCCAGCCUGGCCUUAAACACCUCCAGGGAUGGGGCCUCAACCACCUCCCUGAGCAACCCAUUCCAGGCUCUCACCACACUCAUGUUGAACAACUUCCUCCUCACCUCCAGUCUGAAUCUCUCCAGCUCCAGCUUUGCUCCAUCAAACAUGCAGAAACCCAAGUUUUAUCUUGGAUGGAGAAAGCAGCUAGUCUUAAACACAUCUGCAGCCAUGAGCCAUCCGCAGGGCAAAGCACGAAACACUUGCUCACCCAAGAAUUUAAUUCAAACUGUGCUCUCUUGGCAGCAAGCAUCUUAGCGGGGCUCUGCUGCUGCCUCUCUGAGGAAGAAUGUUUGCACUGGGGAGGAAGAAUGCUUGAAGUUGCAGAGUGUUACAAACAGUGAGCAAGAUGGAUUUAGAUGGAAACCUGAAGAUCUGGAGAAGCAAGUCUGUAUUUCUGAUCCUUCAGUCUUGAGCAGAAGGCUAACUGGUCAGUUAACACUCAGGUCAUUUUUCUAGGCUUUGUCAGACCACGCUGAGUGGGGGCUUUCAAGUUCCACCCAAAAUCCCCUGGAUCCAACGUUGGGAGGUGCUGGAAUUGCUGCAAAUCGUAGCGGUGACCCCAUGAGAUCCCUUUAACUUCUACACUGCUGCUAUGUCCAUGGAGUAACACCUGAUGUGCACUGAUGCAAAUCACAUCAAGGUCUGACCUCGGCAGGGGAGAGAUGGCUUCAAAAGUGCCUCCUGCAAAUGGCUGUGCGCUGCAGAACUUCUGCUGACAUAACCAAGGAGCUCCGCAAAUAAAACCCUUGGAGGCAGCUUGGUGAGCCAGGCACUCUCACUGCUGGGAAUCCCCCAUGGCAGCAGCUCAGCUCUAAUUUGAUUGUGGGGCUCUUUGCUUUGGCAUUGCCCCUAUCCUGUCAGGGAAGGGCCAGGACUCCAUGGGAUCGUGGCAGAAUUAUCAGUGAUGAGAGAUGCAACAUGGUGAAAUAGGUCCUGAAGAGCUUUUGGAGCAGGAGGAGGAAACCCAGCACCAUGCUGCUCUCUCAUUCACUCAUCAAGAUUGAUCUCAUGGUACAACAAGAGAAGGAAAGACAAGACUGAUGUGGUCUGUGAGCCCUAUUCAAGACCUCAUGGCUUCUUGGAGCCCAAAAUGAAGGAACUCGUGCCACAGCCUAAACCUCCACCUGCAUCACCAGGGAUGUGACUCCUGAGGAGAUGAUAACCUCAUCAACUGCACUGGCCCAUAAGGACUUGGCCCUCAAGUGGACUCAUCAGCUUCAGGCAGAGAGGGCACACCACGUCCCAUCCGGAUUUACACCUUACGUAGUCCAGCCUGGCCCAGCCGUGGCAGCUGGCACCUAGUGAGGAGAUCAUAUUUAAAGAGAUAUAAAUCAGGGAGCCCCUUUCCAAGGUGCUUUUUAUCAACUGCUUGAUGGAGGUUGGUGGAAUGAUUGGUCCUGAAUUGCUGGUGUCACAGUGAGGGUAGCCUCCACCGAGCUGCUAAGCUGUGUUUGCUUUGGGUGAGGUACCGCGCCACGCCGCUGUUGUUUUGCUGGGGAGCACUUUCCGACGUUUCACUGCCUUGGAGACAUUCUGGCUCCAGCCAUUCAAGCAGUUUCCUAUGACUUGACUUCAAACCCAACCAAGAACAACAGCACCCACCGGCUCUGCCACGUGUUGGCCCGCGUCGACCCCGGAGCAGGAGACACACAAACCCCACCCGGAGGAAGGCACGUGGACCCCCUCCAACACACUUCAGCCAAGGCGGAGACAAGAACACCUCUGGAGGAUGCUGAAGCCAUGGCUGGUGUCACAAGGGCAGAGGAUGCAGCUUACCACCCUUCCUCCCCAUGAUCAUAUUGUGGGUUGGAUGAGACCUCUGGAGAUCAUCUAAUCCAGCCUCCCCUGCUAACACAGGACUUGCAGAGGGCAAGCAUGGCAGAGGAAAUCUCAUGGACACUUUUGCUCAACCAAGAACUGCAACAAGCCAGAUCCAAAAAGGCUCUGACAAUGUUCCAGCCACAUCCAACCAUUCAGUGCAGUCUUCUUGCCCAGCACAGCCAAAGACCGUGAGACAGGCAACACUGAAUCCAACACAACAGCCCAGAGCAUGGGAGAGCGCUGAGGAAGACUGGGAUCCCUGCAAGCCUUGGGAGCUAUGCUGCAGUUCUGGAGGAAUACUGUUGUAACACAUACAUGUAGCUUCAAUCUGGCUUCCUCUACAAUCAAAACAUGUCGUUUCAUCUACAAAACAUCAAGAAGUUCAGAACAAUGCUUGUGCUUUUUUUUCCCACCACAAUGGUACAGCACAAAAACUAUGUGUUUUAGGAAAUCCAAAUGUGACUAAGACUGCAUUCAUUUCUCUGCACCUGCUUUGAAGCAUCAACAGAGGCUCGUUUACAACAUCAAAAAUUCCCCAAAUACUUACUUGUGGAUGAAACAAGAAUCCCGGGGAAGGUCUCAAGUAUUUCUCUUUUAAAGCUUCCAGUGGGUCAGUUAAUUUUCUUUUCUCUACUCUGUAAAUGUUAAAAUUAGAUUUGCUUGUGAUGAAUCAGUCUCAGGUAUUAAUCAUUAUACAGCUGCUUGUGUGCAAAGCAGUCAACUAUACAUCAAGUCAUUUGUUUCUCAGAGAUAAUGGUAAAAGGUAAAUACAGUCAGCUCUUGAUUCCUGCUUACAACUCGUUACUGUGAGUGGGGGCUCUGAAUUAAAGGGAGAUUAUACCAUUAAAAAGGGAGAUAUUCCAGUUUUAAAAGACUGGUAGUAAUAAUAGGAAGCAAUGACUAACUACUGAGCACUUUUUGUGAACAAGUAAGGCAACCAAGUGUGGUCUGCACUCAAAGGAGAGGAAUUCAAAGCAAGAGCAGCCUUGAGCAAUGGGUGCCUUCUUUUCUGACCGCAUGAGAUGUCUGGAAAGCUCUCCUUGGACAUGGCUGUGCACCAUGGCUGGGCUUGUGGGAAUGCACUGCAUCUGAGAUGCAAGCAACAACUGCAAUCAACUCCUAUGGGCCUUUAGGCAGUGAAACACAACACAGAUAGUUCAGCAGCAGCUUAGAAAUUUCAGGUUUGGGCUUUUUCUGUUACUGGUGCAUAUGGCUUAAAGGACAGACCCUAUUGUCUGUAUGCAGAAGUAACUCACAGCAGUGGAAGGCUCAGUAACAAGCAGCCUUGUGCUGUGCUGCCAGAAUGUGUACAGAUUUCAUUAGUUUGCCCUGCAGGACCAUAAAACACGGAUCAUUAUUUCCACUGCUUCAGGCACUGAACAUGAAUAUGACGCAAAGAAAACCUAUGGUCUAAUGCAGAUACCAAUCUGGCAUGAAUAAAACCAUCUCAGUAAAUAGCAUCAUAUCCUGUUUCUUCACAAUGCAUACCUGUUGUCUUAUGCAAGAGCAUUGACCAAAAACUUUGCCCAGAGCCUU
This is a messenger RNA of Pogoniulus pusillus (Red-fronted tinkerbird), 8723 nucleotides long. Its product is annotated as multiple epidermal growth factor-like domains protein 6. The record is from RefSeq and is a predicted model, not a curated record. The transcript is spliced from 49 exons. The coding region runs from base 69 to 4475 and encodes 1468 amino acids. Lineage: Eukaryota; Metazoa; Chordata; Aves; Piciformes; Lybiidae. Gene Ontology annotation, molecular function: calcium ion binding; scavenger receptor activity; protein binding.